CUUUAACAAGAUUCAUUAGAAGAAUUUUUUAUAAUCUUUAAUUUAACAAGAUAUUUAGUUUAGCUAAUUAUUAUAAAUUCAAUCUAAUAGUAAACUUAAAUUCAAAUUAAAAUGGAAUUGCAAGAUAUUUUGUUUUUCACCAUUUCUUUCGUACUAAUUGGUGUGUCAUAUUAUUUCUUCUUUAUGAAGAACUCAACAACAAACAAAACAAAAACUGAAGACAAGGUUCAGAAUUAGCAAGCUUAAAAUGUAUAAAAUUAGCAGUAGGUGAAUUAGCCAGCAGCAAACCAAAGAUAAGAAAAUACAAGAAACAGGAGGGUAAAUUUGCAAAAAGAAGAUAGUGAUAAUGAAGAAGGUGAAUAAAAUUCUGAUUCUGAAGAAGAAAAAGAUGAUGGUGAUGAUGAUGAUUCCAAUUAAACAAGAACUUAAAGAGAACUUGCAAGGGAAGCAAAGAAAUAAUAAAAAAGAUAAUAAAGAGAAGCUAUGCAAUAAUAUUAUGAGUAAAGGGAAUAAAGAGAUAAUCAAAAGAAAUCUAAGUAUGAAGAAAGGGAUAGGUUAAGAGAGUUAGAAGAACAAAAAAAGGAGGAGGAAUAAAGAAAGUAAGAAGAACUUUAAAGAAUUAAAGAAUAAGAAGAAUUUGAAAAUUGGAAGAAAUUCAUGGAAGUUGAAGAAAGUGGAUAAGAAAAAAUGAGUGCUGAAGAAGAAGAGAGAUAUUAUAGAGAAUUAAAUGAGAAGAUUACUAAUUACAUUAAACUAAGAAAAGUUGUUGUUUUGGAAGAAAUGACUGGAGAAUUCAAAAUUACUACCUAAGAAGUCAUAGAUAGAAUCAAAUCAUUAGAAAUAAAUAAGUAAAUUAAUGGUAUUAUAGAUGAAAGAGGAAAGUACAUUUAUAUAACUCCCACAGAAUUAGAAAGUGUUAAAAACUACAUCAUUAGUAAAGGAAGAGUCAGCCGUUCAGAUUUAAUUGCUGAAUGCAACAGAUUAAUUAAGCUCGAUCCUUCACAAUAAGAUAAAGAAAAAAUCUUUAAAGAAGAAAAUGAGCUAUUAUAAGAAGUUAAUAAGUAAUUUGAAUAGCUUAAAUAAGAAUAAAAUUGA
Tetrahymena thermophila SB210 is the source of this 1095-nucleotide messenger RNA. RefSeq names its product DDRGK domain protein. The transcript has 7 exons. The record is from RefSeq and is a predicted model, not a curated record. NCBI's taxonomy places the organism in Eukaryota, Ciliophora, Oligohymenophorea, Hymenostomatida, Tetrahymenidae.